Botrytis cinerea B05.10 is the source of this 914-nucleotide messenger RNA. RefSeq lists its product as hypothetical. Gene Ontology annotation, biological process: dGTP catabolic process. Gene Ontology annotation, molecular function: 8-oxo-7,8-dihydrodeoxyguanosine triphosphate pyrophosphatase activity. Bases 218 to 739 code for a protein of 173 amino acids. Lineage: Eukaryota; Fungi; Ascomycota; Leotiomycetes; Helotiales; Sclerotiniaceae. The transcript has a single exon. The record is from RefSeq and is a predicted model, not a curated record. Gene Ontology annotation, cellular component: cytosol.
GAAUGAAUAUUGAUUUUUCAGAUCCUAAUGAUGAGCUUCAUUGGAUAUAUAUAUGUGACACUCCAAGAACUUAGACUCGCGAUGACUCAUCAUCUCCACCCACAUCUCCUCCUGCCCACUUCUUAAGGCCACUCUUCCCCUAGUUCCUCCUCACGCUUUCUCUUCCUUUCAUAACAUCCCCCAAACACCCCGCCACAAAAACAAAAACACAACCCAAAUGUCCACACCGACACCCGCUCCCCCACAUCCCCGCAUCGGCGUAGGAAUCUUCCUCUUACACCCCACCCAUCCCCUCUCAACCCCUACAUCCCCCCUCUUCCUCAUGGGCCAGCGACUGGGCUCACACGGCGCAGGCAAGUGGGCGCAUCCAGGAGGACAUCUUGAAUUUGGGGAGGAGCUUGAAGAAUGCGCGACUCGGGAAGUGGAAGAGGAGACGGGAUUAUGUUUGCAGAGGGAAGAUGUCCGGUUUUUGACCGCGACGAAUAGUGUUAUGGAGGGGGAGGGAGAGGAGGGAAAGAAGGAAAAGAAACAUUAUGUGACGAUUUGGAUGGUGGGGAGGUGGGAUGGAAAGGGCGAGGGACCGAGGAAUUUGGAGCCGGAGAAGUGCGCGGGCUGGGAAUGGGUGCGAUGGGAGGAGAUGAAAGAGUAUGCAGAGGGAAAUGGGGAGAGGAAAUUGUUUCAGCCUGUGUCCGAUCUUUUGAGGACUAGGGGGGAGGUGCUACCUCCUAGUUUUGGGUAGGGGGUUGAGGUUGAGUUGCGACUUGACAAAUUUAAGGGCAAGCCUCUUGAUUGAGAAAAUGAUUUUAUUGAUGUUGAGAGAAAAUUAGGAUAGAAGAAUAUCAAGACCACACAUGACGUAAUAUAGUGUAGAAAUAAUGAUUUCUAGAAGCUAAAUACUAUUGACUGAUGCGCCA